CCGCGCGCCACCGCUCAGGCGACGACUGAUGGCGUCAUCCGUACUUCCGCCUGCGGCUGCGUUCUAGUCAUCAGCGAGGAAGGAAGAAGGGAGGUCUGAAGGGCUGUGUGCGGGGGAAAUAGCGAGGAAAGAGAAGCAAUCCGGGUGUAGCGGGCGCUACGGCAGUAACCGCGGCCCUCCUCUGUCCCCGGCGUCCCCCCAUCGGAAGUCGCCCUAGGCACACUUCCCCCGACUCUGGGUAGUCUCCCCUCCGCUUGAUCUCCCGACACCCCGGUCUCCCUCUUCGCCUCUAACCACCCCCUCCUAGCUCCCUCACGCUCCCUCCCUCUCCCUCCCUCCCAUCGUCAGGCUCCCCGCCCUUAGUAUCGCGAGACGAGGUGAGAGCUGGCGGAGCGGCGGCGGCGGCGGCAGCAGUAGAGGUGACCGAGGCGGUGGCGGCGGAGGCGGCACCAAGCGCUGUGUUGGUCCCGGUGCGGCCGAAAUCGCGGUAGAGCGUAGCCCCCACGCCCCUCCCCCGUCCGCGCCCUCCCUCUUUCCCCGGAGAUGGAGAAGGCUACGGUUCCGGUGGCGGCGGCGGCGGCGGCGGCAGCUGAGGGAGAAGGGAGCCCCCCGGCGGUGGCGGCUGUGGCGGGCCCCCCCGCGGCUGCACCGGCGGCGGAGGUCGGCAGCGGCGUUGGCGGCGGCGGCGGCAGCGGGGCUUGCUCGGCCUCGUCUCCUCGUGGGAUGGUGCGAGUCUGCGACCUGCUCCUGAAGAAGAAGCCGCUGCCGCAGCAACACCACAAGGCCAAGCGUAACCGGACUUGCCGACCCCCCAGCAGCAGCGAAAGCAGCAGCGACAGCGACAACAGCGGCGGCGGUGGAGGCGGCGGCGGAGGCGGCGGCGGCGGCGGCACCAGCAGCAACAACAGCGAGGAAGAAGAGGACGACGACGACGAGGAAGAGGAGGUUUCUGAGGUGGAGUCUUUCAUUUUGGAUCAGGAUGAUUUGGAAAAUCCAAUGCUGGAAACGGCUUCCAAGUUACUCUUGUCAGGUACUGCUGAUGGUGCAGACCUCAGGACAGUAGAUCCAGAAACACAAGCUAGACUGGAAGCUUUACUAGAAGCUGCAGGAAUAGGCAAAUUAUCUACGGCUGAUGGUAAAGCCUUUGCAGAUCCUGAAGUGCUUCGGAGGUUGACAUCAUCUGUUAGUUGUGCGUUGGAUGAAGCUGCUGCUGCACUUACCCGUAUGAGAGCUGAAAGCACAGCAAAUGCAGGGCAGUCGGACAACCGCAGUUUGGCAGAAGCCUGUUCAGAAGGGGAUGUAAAUGCUGUGCGAAAGUUACUCAUUGAAGGGCGAAGUGUAAAUGAACACACUGAGGAAGGGGAGAGCCUCCUUUGUUUAGCUUGUUCUGCUGGAUAUUAUGAGCUUGCACAGGUUUUGUUGGCAAUGCAUGCCAACGUGGAAGAUAGGGGGAUCAAAGGUGACAUUACACCUUUAAUGGCUGCUGCUAAUGGAGGACAUGUCAAAAUUGUGAAGUUGCUGCUAGCUCAUAAAGCUGAUGUCAAUGCACAGUCUUCAACAGGCAAUACAGCACUUACAUAUGCUUGUGCUGGAGGUUAUGUAGAUGUUGUAAAGGUGCUCUUGGAAUCCGGUGCUAGUAUUGAGGACCAUAAUGAAAAUGGUCAUACUCCUCUUAUGGAAGCUGGAAGUGCUGGACAUGUGGAAGUAGCCAGAUUGCUGCUAGAAAAUGGGGCUGGCAUUAAUACGCAUUCCAAUGAAUUUAAAGAGAGUGCCCUUACGUUAGCUUGUUACAAAGGACAUCUAGAGAUGGUGCGAUUUCUUUUGGAAGCAGGCGCAGAUCAAGAGCAUAAAACAGAUGAAAUGCACACUGCUUUAAUGGAGGCUUGCAUGGAUGGCCACGUUGAAGUAGCUAGGUUACUUCUUGACAGUGGUGCCCAAGUGAACAUGCCUGCUGAUUCAUUUGAAUCACCAUUGACUUUGGCUGCAUGUGGUGGGCACGUGGAACUUGCGGCUUUACUUAUUGAAAGAGGAGCUAGCCUGGAAGAGGUCAAUGAUGAAGGUUAUACACCAUUGAUGGAAGCUGCUCGUGAAGGACAUGAAGAAAUGGUGGCGUUACUUUUAGGCCAAGGAGCAAAUAUCAAUGCACAGACAGAAGAAACUCAAGAAACUGCCUUGACUUUGGCUUGCUGUGGAGGCUUUCUGGAAGUGGCAGACUUUCUAAUUAAGGCAGGAGCUGAUAUAGAACUAGGGUGUUCUACCCCUUUAAUGGAAGCUGCUCAAGAGGGUCAUUUGGAGUUAGUUAAAUACUUAUUAGCUGCAGGCUGUGUAUCUAACACUACUGCAGGAGCUAAUGUUCAUGCAACAACAGCAACAGGGGAUACAGCACUAACAUACGCCUGUGAAAAUGGUCAUACCGAUGUAGCUGAUGUCUUACUUCAGGCAGGAGCAGAUCUGGAGCAUGAAUCUGAAGGUGGAAGAACUCCUUUAAUGAAAGCUGCAAGAGCUGGUCAUGUUUGUACCGUUCAGUUCCUAAUUAGUAAAGGAGCAAAUGUGAAUAGAACCACAGCUAACAAUGACCAUACUGUACUGUCCCUGGCUUGUGCAGGGGGUCAUCUGGCAGUGGUGGAACUACUUUUGGCUCAUGGGGCAGAUCCUACUCACCGUUUAAAAGAUGGCUCGACUAUGUUGAUAGAAGCAGCAAAAGGUGGUCAUACAAGCGUUGUUUGCUAUCUUUUGGACUAUCCUAAUAACUUGCUUUCAGCCCCUCCACCAGAUGUCACUCAGUUAACGCCCCCAUCCCACGAUUUAAAUAGGGCUCCUCGUGUACCAGUUCAAGCACUGCCCAUGGUUGUCCCACCUCAGGAGCCUGACAAACCACCUGCCAAUGUUGCCACUACUCUUCCCAUCAGGAAUAAAGCUGCUUCUAAACAAAAGUCCAGCAGCCAUUUGCCAGCAAACAGCCAGGAUGUACAGGGUUACAUCACCAAUCAGUCUCCAGAGAGCAUUGUAGAAGAGGCUCAGGGAAAGUUAACAGAACUGGAACAGAGGAUAAAAGAAGCCAUAGAAAAGAAUGCACAGCUGCAGUCCUUGGAACUGGCUCAUGCUGACCAACUUACCAAGGAGAAGAUCGAGGAGCUGAACAAAACAAGGGAGGAACAAAUUCAGAAGAAACAAAAGAUUUUGGAGGAACUACAGAAAGUAGAACGAGAAUUACAACUGAAAACUCAGCAGCAGCUAAAAAAGCAGUAUCUAGAGGUUAAAGCUCAAAGAAUUCAACUUCAGCAGCAGCAGCAACAGUCUUGCCAACAUCUGGGACUGCUAACUCCUGUUGGGGUUGGAGAACAGCUUUCCGAGGGAGACUAUGCACGGUUACAGCAAGUGGAUCCCGUUUUGCUUAAAGAUGAACCCCAGCAAACUGCUGCUCAGAUGGGUUUUGCACCAGUCCAGCCUCUGGCCAUGCCUCAAGCUUUGCCUCUGGCGGCAGGUCCCUUGCCUCCAGGGUCCAUCGCAAAUCUUACAGAACUGCAAGGAGUGAUAGUUGGACAGCCAGUACUGGGCCAAGCACAGUUGGCAGGGCUGGGGCAAGGAAUUCUGACAGAAACACAACAAGGGUUAAUGGUAGCCAGCCCUGCUCAGACCCUCAAUGACACGCUGGAUGACAUCAUGGCAGCAGUCAGUGGAAGAGCAUCUGCAAUGUCAAACACUCCUACCCACAGUAUCGCUGCUUCCAUUUCCCAACCUCAGACUCCAACUCCAAGUCCUAUCAUCUCUCCUUCAGCCAUGCUUCCUAUCUACCCUGCCAUUGAUAUUGAUGCACAGACUGAGAGUAAUCAUGACACAGCGCUAACGCUUGCCUGUGCUGGUGGUCAUGAGGAACUGGUACAGACAUUGCUAGAGAGAGGAGCUAGUAUUGAGCACAGAGACAAGAAAGGUUUUACUCCGCUCAUCUUGGCUGCUACAGCUGGUCAUGUUGGUGUUGUGGAAAUAUUGCUGGACAAUGGUGCAGACAUUGAAGCCCAGUCAGAAAGAACCAAGGACACACCGCUAUCUUUGGCUUGUUCUGGGGGAAGACAGGAGGUGGUGGAGCUAUUGUUAGCUCGAGGGGCAAAUAAAGAGCACAGGAAUGUUUCUGAUUACACACCUCUAAGCCUGGCUGCUUCUGGUGGCUAUGUGAACAUUAUCAAAAUAUUACUAAAUGCAGGAGCUGAGAUUAAUUCUAGAACUGGUAGCAAAUUGGGCAUUUCUCCUCUGAUGUUAGCAGCUAUGAAUGGGCACACAGCUGCCGUUAAGCUCCUGUUAGACAUGGGCUCUGACAUAAAUGCUCAAAUAGAAACCAAUCGGAACACUGCCCUUACCUUAGCCUGCUUCCAAGGAAGAACUGAAGUGGUUAGUCUUCUGCUUGAUAGAAAAGCAAAUGUGGAACACAGAGCUAAGACUGGCCUCACACCGCUAAUGGAAGCUGCCUCUGGUGGAUAUGCAGAGGUGGGCCGAGUUCUUUUGGAUAAAGGUGCUGAUGUUAAUGCCCCUCCAGUGCCCUCCUCGAGAGAUACAGCUUUAACCAUAGCAGCAGAUAAAGGGCAUUAUAAAUUCUGUGAGCUUCUCAUUGGCAGGGGUGCUCACAUUGAUGUACGUAACAAGAAGGGGAACACUCCAUUGUGGCUGGCAGCAAAUGGUGGACACCUUGAUGUGGUUCAGUUACUGGUGCAAGCAGGUGCAGAUGUGGAUGCAGCUGAUAACCGCAAGAUAACUCCUCUUAUGGCAGCAUUUAGAAAGGGUCAUGUGAAGGUGGUGCGCUACUUAGUCAAAGAAGUCAAUCAGUUUCCAUCAGAUUCUGAAUGUAUGAGAUACAUAGCAACGAUCACUGAUAAGGAGAUGCUGAAGAAGUGCCACCUUUGUAUGGAGUCGAUAGUACAAGCCAAAGAUAGACAGGCUGCUGAAGCAAACAAAAAUGCCAGCAUUUUAUUAGAGGAGUUAGACUUGGAAAAGUUAAGGGAAGAAAGCCGGAGGCUGGCUUUGGCUGCAAAAAGAGAAAAGAGAAAGGAGAAGAGAAGAAAGAAAAAAGAAGAACAAAGAAGAAAACUAGAAGAGAUUGAAGCCAAAAAUAAAGAAAACUUUGAACUCCAAGCUGCUCAAGAAAAAGAAAAGCAUAAAGUUGAAGAUGAACCUGAAGUCUUGACAGAGCCUCCAAGUGCCACAACCACUACUACCAUAGGUAUAUCUGCAACCUGGACCACUUUGGCAGGUUCCCAUGGUAAAAGAAACAAUACCAUAACUACAACCAGUUCAAAGAGGAAAAACAGGAAAAAUAAAAUUACUCCAGAAAAUGUUCAAAUUAUAUUUGAUGAUCCACUACCAAUCUCAUACAGUCAGCCAGAGAAGGUGAAUGGAGAGUCCAAGAGCAGCAGUACCAGCGAGAGUGGAGACAGUGAUAACAUGAGAAUUUCCAGUUGCAGUGAUGAAAGUAGUAACAGCAACAGCAGCCGAAAGAGUGACAAUCAUUCACCUGCUAUGGUCACCACCACUGUGACCAGCAAGAAGCAGCCAUCAGUUCUGGUUACCUUUCCAAAGGAGGAGAGAAAAUCUGUUUCUGGCAAGGCUUCAAUAAAAUUGUCAGAGACUAUCAGUGAAGUGACCAGUAAUUCUCUUUCCACUUGCACAAAAUCUGGUCCAUCUCCCCUUUCCUCUCCAAAUGGGAAAUUAACAGUAGCAAGUCCUAAGCGUGGACAAAAGAGGGAAGAAGGAUGGAAAGAAGUUGUAAGAAGGUCAAAGAAAGUGUCUGUUCCAUCAACUGUGAUAUCCAGAGUGAUUGGAAGAGGAGGCUGUAACAUUAAUGCUAUUCGGGAGUUCACUGGUGCACACAUAGAUAUUGAUAAGCAGAAAGACAAGACAGGAGACCGGAUAAUAACUAUAAGGGGUGGCACUGAAUCAACAAGACAAGCAACUCAGUUGAUCAAUGCUCUGAUCAAGGAUCCAGACAAAGAAAUUGAUGAACUUAUUCCAAAGAAUCGUUUGAAAAGCUCCUCAGCAAAUUCCAAAAUUGGGUCAUCAGCACCUACCACCACUGCUGCUAACAGUUCCUUAAUGGGAAUUAAAAUGACGACUGUAGCUCUGUCAUCAACAUCUCAAACUGCCACAGCACUCACUGUGCCUGCAAUUUCUUCUGCAUCUACUCACAAAACCAUUAAGAACCCAGUGAAUAAUGUGAGGCCUGGUUUUCCAGUUUCUCUUCCAUUAGCAUAUCCUCCUCCACAGUUUGCACAUGCUUUGCUUGCUGCUCAGACUUUCCAGCAGAUCCGUCCACCAAGGUUGCCCAUGACACACUUUGGAGGUACUUUUCCACCAGCUCAAUCCACUUGGGGUCCUUUUCCUGUCAGGCCUUUGAGCCCUGCCAGAGCUACUAACUCGCCUAAGCCUCACAUGGUGCCUCGCCAUAGCAAUCAGAAUAGCAGUGGUUCUCAGGUGAAUUCAGCAGGUUCUUUAACUUCAAGUCCAACAACUACAACCAGUUCAUCAGCUUCAACGGUGCCUGGUACAUCUACAAAUGGCAGUCCAAGUUCACCUUCUGUUAGAAGGCAGCUUUUCGUCACAGUUGUGAAGACAUCCAAUGCCACCACAACAACAGUCACAACCACAGCAAGUAACAACAGCACUGCACCCACAAAUGCCACAUAUCCUAUGCCUACUGCCAAAGAACACUACCCAGUAUCAUCCCCAUCUUCCCCAUCACCACCAGCCCAGCCAGGAGGGGUUUCUAGAAACAGCCCUUUGGAUUGUGGAACAGCAUCUCCAAAUAAAGGGGCAUCUUCCUCUGAACAGGAAGCAGGUAGUCCACCAGUAGUAGAAACAACAAACAGUAGACCUCCAAACAGCAGCAGUUCUUCUGGGAGUUCAUCAGUUCAUUCUACUCAGCAGCAACCUCCGGGAUCUGUUUCUCAGGAGCCAAGACCACCUCUUCAGCAGUCUCAGGUUCCUCCCCCGGAAGUUAGAAUGACUGUUCCUCCUUUAGUAACAACAAGUUCUGCUCCAGUGGCGGUGCCUUCUACUGCCCCAGUGACUUACCCUAUGCCUCAGACACAAAUGGGAUGCUCCCAGCCUCCGCCUAAAAUGGAACCCCCUGCUAUUAGACCACCCUCUCAUGGCACAGCUGCCCCUCACAAGAAUCCAGCUCCUGUGCAAAAUUCAUCUGUUGCAGUCCUCAGUGUCAAUCACAUUAAAAGACCUCACAGUGUUCCCUCUUCUGUCCAGCUACCUUCGACCUUAAGUACACAAAGUGCUUGUCAAAAUUCAAUACAUCCAGCAAAUAAGCCUAUUGCUCCCAAUUUCAGUGCCCCCUUACCAUUUGGGCCCUUUAGCACAUUGUUUGAAAAUAGCCCUACUUCUGCUCAUGCCUUCUGGGGAGGAUCUGUUGUUUCAUCUCAGUCAACACCAGAAUCUAUGCUAUCAGGAAAAUCCUCAUAUUUGCCAAAUUCAGAUCCUUUACAUCAGUCUGAUACUUCCAAAGCUCCAGGUUUUAGACCACCAUUACAGAGACCUGCUCCAAGUCCCUCAGUGUCCAGGAUACCAAGUUGCAUUUUGAGCUUUGUGGUUUUGUUGGUUUUUUUGGUUUUUUUUUUGCGGUACGCGGGCCUCUCACUGUUGUGGCCUCUCCCGUUGCGGAGCACAGGCUCCGGACACGCAGGCUCAGCGGCCAUGGCUCACAGGCCCAGCCGCUCCGCGGCAUGUGGGAUCUUCCUGGACUGGGGCACGAACCCGUGUCCCCUGCAUCGGUAGGCGGACUCUCAACCACUGCGCCACCAGGGAAGCCCAAGCUUUGUGUUUUAAUGUGAAUAUUUCAAAUAAUUAAAGAUAAUUUCAUUGAGUUAUUUGUAGUGAGGUGGAUGGACCUAGAGUCUGUCCUACAGAGUGAAGAAAUUAGAAAGAGAAAAACAAAUACUGUAUGCUAAAAACAAAUACUGUAUGCACGUAUAUAUAGAAUUGGGAAAAAAAUGUGGUUCUGUAGAACCUAGGGGCAGGACAGGAAUAGAGACGUAGAUGUAGAGAAUGGACUUGAGGACACGGGGCGGGGGAAGGGUAAGCUAGGACUAAGUGAGAGAGUGGCAUGGACAUAUAUACACUACCAAAUGUAAAAUAGAUAGUGGGAAGCAGCCGCAUAGCACAGGGAGAUCAGCUCGGUGCUUUGUGACCACCUAGAGGGGUGGGAUAGGGAGGGUGGGAGGGAGAUGCAAGAGGAAAGAGAUAUGGGGAAAUAUGUAUAUGUAUAGCUGAUUCACUUGUUAUAAAGCAGAAACUAACACACCAUUGUAAAGCAGUUAUACUCCGAUAAAGAUGUUAAGAAAAAGUCUACCAUUAAAGCAGUAAUAAAAUAAAAAUAAAGAUAAUUUCAUGCUAGAGAUAGACAAACUAUGGUCCAUGUGCCAAGUAUGGCAUACUACCUGAUUUUACAUUUGUGGGUUUUUUUAAUUGAGUUAUAACAAUUAUGUAAUAUUUUAAAAAAUUUUUUUUAAUUUUUAAGAAGAAUAAUAUGUGACACAAAAAAUAGUACAUUCGGAACUUCCCUGGUUGUCUCGUGGUUAAGAAUCCGCCUUCCAGUGCAGGGAAUGUGGGUUCAGUCCCUGGUCGGGGAACUAAGAUCCCACAUGCCACGGGGCAACUAAGUCCUGGUGCUGCAGCUAGAGAGCCCACGCACUCUGGAGCCCGUGCGCCACAACUACAGAGAAGCCCACGUGCCACAGCUAAGACUCGAUGCAGCCAAAAAUAAAUAAAUAAAUAAAUCUUAAAAAAUAAAAUAGUGCAUUCAAAUUUCAGUGUUCAUAAAUAAAAGUUUUAUUGAAAUACAUCUAUGCCCAUUCAUUUACAUAUUGUGUUAUGGCUGCUUCCAUGCUCUGCUGACAGCCUAAAAAUAUUUAUUAUUUAGCCCUUUACAGAAAGGUUGCCAACUUGUUAUGUGUUAUUGAAGAGAUGACAUUCUGGGACUAAAAAUUUCUAAAUAGAAUGGAAACUGAUUGUUAUUUUUACCUAUUUGUAUAACACAUAAAUAUAAUGUAAAGAACAUGGUCAGUAAAUAUUUCCUUGCUGGGGGUUGAUUGAAAUAUUUUCAUGUACUUUCAAAAACACUUUCUCUUAAUACUAAAUAGAAUCAAUAUAAUUUGGUUGUAAAAGCUUCAUAUGCUAAUUAGUACAUUGGAAAUGCUUUUACUUUUUUCAUUUUUUUAUUUUUAAAAAAGUUUUAUUGGAGUGUGGUUGAUUUACAGUGUUAUGUUAGUUUCAGGUUACAGCAAAGUGAAUCAGUUAUACAUAUAUCCACUCUUUUUUGGAUUCUUUUCCCAUAUAGGCCAUAACAGAGCAUUGAAUAGAGUUCCCUGUGCUAUAUAGUAGGUUCUUAUUAGUUAUCUAUUUUAUGUCUAAUAGUGUGUAUAUGUCAAUUCCAAUCUCCCAAUUUGUCCCUCCCUGCCCCUUACCCCCUGGUAACUGUAAGUUUGUUCUCUACAUCUGUAACUCUAUUUCUGUUUCAUAGAUAAGUUCAUUUGUACUCUUUUUUUUAGAUUCCACAUAUAAGCAGUAUAUGAUAUUUGUCUUUCUCUGUCUGACUUCACUCAGUAUGACAAUCUCUAGGUUCAUUGAUGUUGCUGCAAAUGGCAUUAUUUCGUUCUUUUUUAUGGCUGGGUAAUAUUCCAUUGUAUAUAUGUACCACAUCUUUGCCCAUUCCUCCAUUGAUGGACAUUUAGGUUGCUUCCAUAUCCUGGCUGUUGUAAACAGUGCUGCAGUGAACAUUGGGGUGUGUGUAUCUUUUCAAAUUACGGUUUUCUCUGGAUAUAUGCCCAGGAGUGGGAUUGCUGAAUCAUAUGGUAGCUCUGCUUUUAGUUUUUUAAGGAACCUCCAUACUGUUCUCCGUAGUGGCUGUACCAAUUUACAUUCCCACCAACAGCAUAGGCCAGUUCCAUUUUCUCCACACCCUCUCCAGCAUUUAUUGUUCGUAGAUUUUUUGAUGAUGACCAUUCUGACCGGUAUGAGGUGAUACCACAUUGUAGUUUUGAUUUACAUUUCUCUAAUAAUUAGUGAUGUUGAGCAUUUUUCAUGUGAUUUUAGCCAUCUGUAUGUCUUCUUUGAAGAAAUGUCUAUUUAGAUCUUCUGCCCAUUUUUCGAUUGGGUUGUUUGUUUUUUUUGAUAUUGAGCUGCAUGAGCUGUUUGUAUAUUUUGGGGAUUAAUUGGAAAUGCUUUUAUAUUUCAUUUUUGUAGAGUUGGAAUUUAGUGAAAAUACUUCACUUUUCAAAAAAUGUGAAAUCUAGGUAAUGUGUUAAGAAAGACUAAAAUUAAGAUUUAGAGAAAAAUAAAUUCUUGUUUUGUGGAAAAGUAUAGAAAAAAGCCGUGCUAUAUCGGGAGGUAAGGUUUUGGGGUGUACAGUUGAUUGGAGCCAAAAUUAGCAAUGAAGUUUAACUUAAGAGUCUAUCAGAGGGAAGUAUUAGAUUCAGGUCAACAUAGGCAUGUUUGCCUUUACAGCUAUACCACUAUUUCUACACCCUAGAAAUUAACAUUAAUUCAGUAAUAGCACCCAAUAUGUAGUACCAUCAUCCCAAAUAUACCCUUUAUGCCUGUAUGUUUCUUUUUUUUCUCCUUUUGAUCCAACCAAUCAAGAUUCACACAUUGCUUUUGGCUAUUAUGUCUCUUUGAUCUCCCACAGUCUAAAACAUCUCACCACCUUCUUUUGUUCUUCUUGACAUUGAAUCCUUUGAAGAGUCCAGUUGUACUGAAGAAUGUCCUGCAUUUCAGAUUCACCUGUUUUCUCAAUCUGUGGUUACAUUCUGGUUAAACAUUUCUAGCAGGAACAUCAGAUAGGUAAUGUUUGAAUCUCACACUGCAUUGUAUCAGGAGGCACUCAGUGACAGAUUGUCCUUCUCUUAUCUAUGGAAAGCAUGGCCACUUAGUUAAGAUGCUGAUUGUCAGAUCUCUCUAUUAUAAAAGUAUAGCUACAGGGGCUUCCCUGGUGGCACAGUGGUUGAGAGCCCACCUGCCGAUGCAGGGGACACGGGUUCGUGCCCCGGUCCGGGAAGAUCCCACAUGCCGCGGAGCGGCUGGGCCUGUGAGCCAUGGCCACUGAGCCUGCACGUCCAGAGCCUGUGCUCCGCAACAGGAGAGGCCACAACAGUGA
This is a messenger RNA of Orcinus orca (killer whale), 11146 nucleotides long. RefSeq names its product ankyrin repeat domain 17 (gene ANKRD17). The transcript has 30 exons. Gene Ontology annotation, cellular component: cytoplasm. NCBI's taxonomy places the organism in Eukaryota, Metazoa, Chordata, Mammalia, Artiodactyla, Delphinidae. Gene Ontology annotation, molecular function: protein binding; RNA binding. The record is from RefSeq and is a predicted model, not a curated record. Bases 544 to 7770 code for a protein of 2408 amino acids. Gene Ontology annotation, biological process: innate immune response.